AAAGAGAUAACUUUAACUCUUUCCCCCUUUUCCAAACAAAUUCUGCACUUCCAAAUUCUCCCUAUCUAGGUCUAGGGCAUAUAUAAUAACACACACAGUAAGGCUAAUUGUAUAUUCUCAUUCGCUACUUCAAUAAGCAAAAGUACUAUUCCAAUCCAGAUAUUUUACUUUCACAUUUCUAGGGUUUCUGUCUUUCAUUAGUUCUGGAGCUUGGAAAGAAGAAAAUUAUGGUUGACGAUGAGGAAAUAAGAGGAGGUUGGGCUUUGAGCUGCACUUUGGAACCCAAAAUCGAAGCACUGGAUGAGGGUUUAACAAUCUAUAAGCGGAGAAAACGCAGAAAGAUGAAUCAUUCAGAUGGAUUCGAUGAUAAGAUAGAGGCUGUUAACGGUAGUGCUUUCGAUCAAUAUGUCCAAAGGUUGAGUCUUGGUGCAUUUUCCAACGGGCCAGGUGAAUGUUCUCUUAAAAAAUGCAGCGAUAUCGUCUUACAACAGAAGCCUUCGUCACUUAACGCGCAUGAAGCAUGCAUCCAAAAUGCUCUUGUGACUAAUUCAGAAAGUGAUCCUACCCCUUUGAUCAACGAAUAUUAUGAUAACGUUGAAAGAAGUAACAACCAAACACAUAAUACUGCUCAAGAACCUUCUCAUUUUCCGUCUAGUGGAUCGUUAAAACAACCAGAAGGCUCUACAAACUCUGAGUUGUGUGCGCACGCGUUAUCUGACACUCUAAACUCGGAGAAGUUUUCUGAUUUGCGCAGUCUGUUUCUUAAGAACUUUGGUGUUGUCAAUGUUAACCGAGUUACAAACGUUGAUGCUAUAAAGUCAAAGUUGAAAAACGGAGCUUAUGAAACUUCACCAAUGCUUUACCUUAAAGAUAUCCUACAGGUAUGGGCAAAGCUUCAACAAGUGGGCAAUGAGAUGGUUACACUUGCAAACAGUCUUUCCGAUAAAUCUAGGGCUCACUACGAGCAGUUUGUCGGGAAACUCGGCUGCAAAGGAUGUGGAGAAAAAGCCGAUGUCAAAAGCUGUUUAGUUUGUGAUUCAUGCGAAGAUAUGUACCACCUAUCGUGUACCGAGCUUGUCAGUACAUCAAUCCCUCUCAAAAGUUGGUAUUGUGCGAACUGCGUUUCAAACGGAAUAGGGUCGCCUCAUGAUAGCUGCGUAGUCUGCGAGAAGCUAAAAUCUGCUGCUUCCUUACCGCUCGUUAAAUGUGCUCCAACAAACAACCAAUCACAAGAUGUAGUAGAUUGGUUGGAUGAACAUCUAGAUAAUGGUGCAACUGAUGAAAGUCAAAGUCAAAGUCAAAAUCAAUACGUUUGUUUUAUUUGCAAAUCCGAGGUGAAGAUAGAUGAGAAGUUUAGAACAUGUGGGCAUUCUUUAUGCAGUCACAAAUUCUACCAUGACAAAUGCCUAACAACCAAACAGUUGGGUGUUUAUGGUUCGUAUUGGUACUGCCCGUCUUGUCUAUGUAGACAUUGCCUCGAGGAUAAGGACGAUGAUCGGAUCGUUCUUUGUGAUGGCUGUGAUCAAGCGUAUCAUAUCUACUGUACGUCACCACAACUUACUUGUAUUCCGGAAGGAAAUUGGUUCUGUGAAAAAUGUGACAGGGAAUUGCAGAGAAUAAAAACGGUGAGAAGGAUGUAUGAGAGUAUGCAAAAGAAGGUGAAAGUAGAAGAUGAAUCACAGAAGGAUGAACGUGAAGCAACGGUGACAGAACUUGAAGGACUAGACAUGCUCGUAACUGCAGCCAAAACGCUAAGUAAUGAAGAUCCCGUUGUAAUGCGAGAUGAAACCGUAACGUAGAAAUGAAGUUUUUCUGUAGGUUGUACACUACAACGUCAAAGUUUCUGACUUGCGAUUGAAUUCAGGUUUGUACACUUUUUUCUUUUGACUGUUUUUUUUUCGGUAAAGUGAAGCCAAAAACAUCCAUGAAUACUUGUUAUCCUACCCUUGAUACCGAAUGAUAACUUGUUAAAUAUUUUGGUUUUUUGGGCAUAUCUGUAAACCUCUUCUGAUGAUACUAAUGCCGUCAUUUAUACACACUGGGUUAUGAUUUUUGUGGCUA
This is a messenger RNA of Helianthus annuus (common sunflower), 2061 nucleotides long. Its product is annotated as PHD finger protein EHD3. The transcript has 5 exons. The record is from RefSeq and is a predicted model, not a curated record. Lineage: Eukaryota; Viridiplantae; Streptophyta; Magnoliopsida; Asterales; Asteraceae. The coding region runs from base 228 to 1799 and encodes 523 amino acids.